CAUCCUUAUCCUCAUAUUCUACACUUGGCACCAAAAUGGAGAAAGCACAGCUUGUGUUCGUCCCCUCCCCCGGUAUAGGCCACCUUGUAUCGGCAGUGGAGGUAGCAAAGCUUCUUCUUACUCGCCAACACCAGCUCUCCAUCACUGUCCUUAUCCUUAAUCAUUCUUUUUUCGACUCCAAAAUUCAUAAAUACAUUGAAUCGCAAAGAGCUUCUUCCUCCCCUAUAUCCAAUCGUCUCGGAUUCAUUGAUCUGCCCAAAGAUGAGACUGAAAUAUUUAAUUUAUCUUCUUUCAUUGAAAGACAAAAACCCCAUGUCAAAGAAGCUGUGCUGAAGAUCAUUCAGUCAGAGUCAAGCGUUGAAUCGGCUCAGCUGGCGGGUUUUGUUAUCGAUAUGUUCUGCGCGUCGAUGAUAGAUGUGGCCAAUGAAUUUGGUGUUUCGUCUUACAUAUUCUAUACGUCAGGUGCGGCCUUUCUUGGUUUCAUGCUUUAUGUGCAGAAGAUUCAUGAUGAAGAGAAAUUUGACCCCAUCGAGUUCAAGGACUCAAAUACCGAGUUACUGGUGCCGAGUUUGGUAAACCAAUUUCCUAGUGGGGUUAUGCCUUCAGCGUUGUUGAGUAGAGAGUGGCUUCCUCCUUUACUUGACAGCACAAGAAGGUUUGGAGAAGCUAAGGGUAUUAUAAUAAAUACAUUUUUAGAGCUAGAAUCCCAUGCGAUUGAGUCUUUGAAAAUGUCUGCUGUUUACCCUGUGGGACCCAUUUUAGAUGUGGGGUCCGAUGGAAGAAACACUCACCGCGAAAUCAUGCAAUGGCUUGAUGAUCAGCCUCCGUCAUCAGUUGUAUUCCUGUGCUUCGGGAGCCAUGGAAGUUUUGAUGAGGAUCAAGUGAACGAGAUUGCCUAUGCAUUAGAGCAUAGUGGUCAGCGAUUCUUGUGGUCCUUACGCCGACCGCCACCUCCAGGUCUCCAAGCAUCUCCCAGUGACUAUGAGGAUCCACAACAAGUCUUGCCCGAAGGAUUCUUGGAUCGAACGGUUGGGAUUGGAAAGGUGAUGGGGUGGGCUCCACAAGUAGCUGUGUUGGCCCAUCCAGCCAUAGGAGGAUUUGUUUCACAUUGUGGAUGGAAUUCUAUACUGGAAAGCAUAUGGUUUGGUGUCCCAAUUGCCACGUGGCCAAUGUAUGCAGAACAACAGUUUAAUGCCUUUGAAAUGGUGAUGGAAUUGGGAUUAGCAGUAGAAAUUAAAAUGGAUUAUAGGAAGCAUAGUGGAGUAAUUGUAAAUUGUGAUGAAAUAGAGGGAGGAAUAAAUUGUUUGAUGAAGCAUGAUAGUAAGCAAAGGAAGAAGGUGAAGGAGAUGAGUGAGAAGAGCAGAAUGGCAUUAAUGGAAGGUGGAUCUUCGUGCUCUUGGUUAGAAAGUCUAAUAAAAGAUAUGAUGAAUAAUUUAGCAUAAAAUAAUUAUAAUAAAGUUAUUAUUUUUAAAUUUAAUGAAAGUCUGAGUAAUAAUUGAUAGGUUAUAUAAUAAGAUGUAUUCAUUUUCUCAUAAAAUAAGUAGUUGAGGAGAUUCGAAUUUAAGAUC
This is a messenger RNA of Hevea brasiliensis (rubber tree), 1568 nucleotides long. Its product is annotated as anthocyanidin 3-O-glucosyltransferase 1-like. The coding region runs from base 36 to 1442 and encodes 468 amino acids. The transcript has a single exon. Gene Ontology annotation, molecular function: UDP-glycosyltransferase activity. Lineage: Eukaryota; Viridiplantae; Streptophyta; Magnoliopsida; Malpighiales; Euphorbiaceae. The record is from RefSeq and is a predicted model, not a curated record.